UACUCUGUUGGAGAGGGUGAACAGGUUCCUGGAUUUCCAACAAGCAAAAGGAAUAAAAGAAAAACUUAUUUUUGUUAUCAUUGCUUCUGCAUGAACUGCAACCUGUGCUGACCGUUUAUCUGGGUCUGCACGCUGCUCAGGUUCAUUCAUGACGAUGCUUCUAGAUGGAGGACCUCAGUUUCCCACCCUGGGAGUUGGUGGGUUUGGGACAUCUCGCCAUCAUGAAAUGUCCAACCGAGAUGCUGGCAUGGGGCUUAAUCCUUUUGCUGAACCUUCACACGCUGCAGCUUUUAAGCUCAGUCCAGCUAGUCAUGAUCUCUCCUCAAGCCAGAGCUCAGCAUUUACCCCGCAGGCUUCCGGAUAUGCCAACGCUCUUGGGCACCAUGCUGGGCAGGUGCCAUCUUAUGGCGGUGCUGCCUUUAACUCCACAAGAGAUUUUCUUUUCCGAAACCGGAAUUCUGGAAUCGGGGAUGCUUCCUCUCCAGGUGGUCAGCAUGGACUUUUUGCCAGUCAUGGCCCCCCUGGAAUCACUGAACCCCCAGGACACCUGAUCUUCCCAGGACUUCAUGAACAAAGCUCCAGCCACACUUCACCCAAUGGACAUGUCGUCAAUGGGCAAAUGCAUUUAGGGCUCCGAGGUGACAUUUUCGGACGUCCAGAUCCUUACAGAGCGGUGCCCAGCCCCAGGACUGAUCAUUAUGCAGCUGCCCAGUUUCACAACUACAACCACAUGAAUAUGAGUAUGAAUGUUGCUGCUCAUCAUGGCCCAGGGGCAUUUUUUAGAUAUAUGAGGCAACCUAUCAAACAAGAACUAUCGUGCAAGUGGAUGGAGGAAUCACCUAUGAACCGACCGCAGAAAACCUGUGACAGGACAUUUAGUAGUAUGCAUGAACUGGUUACACAUAUGACAAUGGAACAUGUUGGGGGACCAGAACAAACUAAUCACAUUUGUUACUGGGAAGAAUGUCCCAGGGGAGGCAAAUCUUUCAAAGCAAAGUACAAACUGGUUAAUCAUAUAAGGGUGCAUACUGGAGAAAAGCCUUUUCCAUGUCCAUUUCCUGGAUGUGGGAAAAUAUUUGCACGUUCAGAAAAUCUAAAGAUCCAUAAAAGAACUCACACAGGUGAGAAGCCUUUUAAGUGUGAGUUUGAAGGAUGUGACCGACGGUUUGCAAACAGCAGUGACAGGAAAAAGCAUAUGCACGUGCAUACAUCAGACAAACCCUACAUCUGUAAAGUCUGUGAUAAAUCCUACACACACCCUAGCUCUCUACGGAAACACAUGAAGGUACAUGAAUCUCAAGGGUCUGAUUCAUCCCCAGCUGCCAGUUCAGGUUAUGAAUCUGCCACCCCACCAGCAAUGGUUUCUGCCAGUAGUGAGGAGUCUUCUAAAACUACUUCAGCAGUAAUACAGACUAACAGCAACACUCACAACCCAGGAUUACUUCCACCCAAUUUUAAUGAGUGGUAUGUUUAAAAAAACAAAAAAAGAAAAAACAUGAAGGCAAAAAUCACGCUCAAUAAAAAGGACCAAAUGAAGUGCAGAGACCAAGAAGGUUGUUCUACCAAGGUGGAGAUGGAGUUUAUUAAACAACAGAACAGGGCUUUGUUUUGUCACCCUGGAUUUCCCCCCCUCUAUAAAGAAGGCUGUGGACUAAUUGUGUCCCUUUCUCAGGAUCUGAAAACAUAUUUUGGCAUUUUCCAUUCCUUAUCUAUUUUUUACUUUUUUUAUUUUAACAAUAAUACAUAUUUUCUUUUUCAUUUCACAUUAUAGAAGGUUCUUAAACAGUGUAUUUAACAGAUAAAAAAAAUGUCCAUUCACCUUUACGGUGACUGUAAAACUCUCACAUUCUUAAACCGUGCCAAAGUCUUGUUAUGUCUUGAACUUUCUCAAAGCAGUACACUUGUGAAUGUAUUCCUUGUCCUAUAGGGUCAAAGCUGUUGUUUGGUAUAUUUUCAGGAUGGGGGUGUGUGUUAAUUCACAGAUUGUGACCGUUUAGUAUUCAGUUGCCUUUUGUAAGAAGUUUUGUAAAUAUAUCCAUGAUGCCAUAUUUAUCGUUUGUAAUUUAAUUAUUGAUACAAGUGCCGGGAACUGAACAAUAUUUAUGAAAAAAAUUUUCUAACAAAAACUCUGUAUAGCUUUUGGUUAUAACUGCUUUAGCAUUAAAAUUUAUUGUUUUGAAAAAAAAAUCUAAUUUUAAAUUUUCUAACUUUUGCAUUAACAGAAUCUUUUAUUGAGGGAAAAAAAUAUUCCACCUAUUGAAGACUAUUUUUUGAAAAGCUGUUACAGUCUGUUGCAGGUGUUUAGGUGACAAGGAUAGGUAUCAAAGACAUUUCAGACUAGUUGAUAUUUGUUUUAAGCAGUAAGUAUAAUACAUUUUCCUUUCAACGUUGUUCAGGCAAAUCAAAUAUUUCUAAUCAAUUCAGUUGGGGACCAUGACAUCUCUAUCUAACGCUUCAAAGAACAAAUGGGAACAUGCUGCUCUUCUACAGCAAAUUUCAAAGAGUUUAAUAGGUUCAGUUUUAUCUAGGAAGGAAAAAAAUUCUUAAAUGGAAUAUUAAUACUGUGACAUACAAAUUGACAUAGCCAGGUAGAAAUGCGGGGGUUAAAAAAAAAAUAAUAAUGUAGGAAAAUGUAAUUGAAGUUUUAGGCCUUAACAUAACAGCAGUGACAGUAUGGUUAAGAAAAAAAAAAUGAUGUCAGGGCCUGAAAAAAAAAAAUUCUCAGUGAACACAGUGUAAAUAUCAAUAUGUGGUAUGCUAAUAAAUUAAAGUUUGUAAUAAAUAGUAUUAAUUAGUGAGACACAGCGAAAAUUAUAUUGAUGGAUUCAAUUUACAGGACUAUUUAUUUGCAUAAUUAUUUUAGUGUAUGGUUAUGGUUUUAGCACACAGGAUUGUGUCUAGUCCUGUACUUUCCCCCCAUAAUGUAGGGCUCCUUAAUUUAUUGUAUAAGCGUUUACAAUUUUGCGAUUUCAAUCGUAGUAAAAAGUAUGUUUCCUGUUGUUAUUAACAUGGCAAUAUGGUAGUAAUUCUUUGGCUCCACCCCUUCCAUUAGUGCUAUAUCUUUAGAUUGGAGGCAAUACAGUACAGUAUACAUAUAUCAUUAUUUGCAGUAUGCAUGCAAUAGAUGGCUACAUGUUGGUCUAAUGUUGAAUUUGUACCAAAAAUGGAACCUGAUGGAAUGUAGAGGGUGACUGGUACUUGGACUGUUAACUAGUGCAUCGAUAUCAGUCACUGGUUGAGGGGUAGGUAGUUCUGCAUAGGGCUUGCAAUCAUGUAGCUUAAAGAAUUGGAGUCAUGCUACUGAAUUUUUUUUAGGAGAAACCAUAUUUUUAUUGGUAUCAUUUUAUUAAUAUAAAGUCUUGGCAAAUGUAAUUAGAAAUUAUUAUUUUUAUAAUUAUUUUUAUGGGUAUUUUUUAUGGGUAUCCUAAAUGAAGAAAAACAUAUCAUUAAAACGGGUGCAUGCCUAAUAAAAUGAUUUACAUUUAGUUUUUUUAGUGCCUAAAUUAAAUUUUUUUCCAUCUCUUCUCUAAUCCUAAUGUAGCUAUACAUAGAGCAAGGGGGUAUAUUUUUUAACUGGAAGCAUUUGUGUCUUAUAGUCUU
Molecule: messenger RNA, 3600 nt
Organism: Hyla sarda
Lineage: Eukaryota; Metazoa; Chordata; Amphibia; Anura; Hylidae
Gene: ZIC3
Product: Zic family member 3
Exons: 3
Coding region: 149-1474 (441 amino acids)
Biological process (GO): regulation of transcription by RNA polymerase II; central nervous system development
Cellular component (GO): nucleus
Molecular function (GO): RNA polymerase II cis-regulatory region sequence-specific DNA binding; DNA-binding transcription factor activity, RNA polymerase II-specific
Source: RefSeq, a predicted model, not a curated record